UUCGCGCUGAGCACUUGGUAACCCUGUAAUACGCAGUCUUCCAGCGGACGCUCAAAACUCUUCUUCCCACCUACUUGGAAAUCACUUUCGUUCAAUUGAACCAGCGGUUGGAAAGUUCGUUUAAACAUCCGAGUAUUUGUUUACUUUGUGUUUAGCCGGCAUUGGCAUUGAAACAAUUACAAAACUUAUAUCACAAUCUUCUUGCAUGUGAUUCGACUGCCCCUCACCUCAAAUUUACUUUGACGCAAUCACGCCUAUUGUUAAUCGAACAACAGAAGCAGCAGCAUCUCUCUCGACGCUAUAAUAGCACCAAAAAUUCAAGCAAAAUGUCAUGCCCAGACUGUUACCGUGGUUCCGUCCACGAGGGUCAACCGCGUGGACAAGUCACUAAAGCUUACGGACUAGACACAUAUGUUGUCAAUCCAGCUGAUGGACGGCCUGCUAAAGGCAUUGUGGUUCUCCUCCCAGAUGCAUUUGGGUGGGAAUUUGUCAACGUGAGGCUGCUUGCGGAUAGCUAUGCCGACAAAGGAGACUUCAAGGUGUAUGCUCCCGACUUCAUGAAAGGUCACCCGGCACCAUUGUAUAUGAUGGAGAGCAUGAAGAUCGUAUCAAGUGAUGUUGGAAUCUUUACCAAAAUCCGACACGGGUUCCGCGUUCUAUGUGCUAUACUUCCUUUUCUCUUUAUCAAUUGGCCCUCUAAGGCAUGGCCCAGAGUAAAGGGAUUCUUUGAACAACUCCGCAAAGAAGAAGGCGCUUCGCUAUCAGUCGGCGCCGCUGGCUUCUGCUGGGGUGGCAAGCAGGUCUUGCUACUGGGCCGGGGCGAUAAAAUUGAUGGGCGGCCGCUGAUUGAUGUUGGAUUUACGGGACACCCAAGUCUCUUGAGUCUUCCCGCCGACAUCAACAACUUAACACUGCCGGUAUCAUUUGCAAUUGGUGAUCACGAUAGCUACCUUUCAGUAGCUCAAGCUGAGAAUAUCAAGGCCAUCGUUGAGGCAAAGCCCGAGCUAGCUCGAGGAGAAGUAACCGUCUACCCUGACUGUGGACAUGGAUUCUGUGUUAGGGCGGAUCACAAAUUUCCGGAUGCUGUAAAGCAGGCGGACGAUGCGACUGAUCAGUGCAUUGCGUGGUUUAAUACCCACUUCAAAACUUCUGCAUAACCGGCUCAGAGGCGAGGAGCCGUUUAUUCGAAUACACAUACACAUAUAUGUAUACAUACCAUAUAUUCUUACUUCACUGCUGCUUUUUUCAACAGAUUUAAUUUCAUAGAUGACACCAUCCAGCUGAUAUUGUGACGACUUCUCGCAAAGAUUAGCUUUCUUUCUUGAUG
Trichoderma asperellum CBS 433.97 is the source of this 1327-nucleotide messenger RNA. RefSeq lists its product as uncharacterized. The record is from RefSeq and is a predicted model, not a curated record. Gene Ontology annotation, molecular function: hydrolase activity. Lineage: Eukaryota; Fungi; Ascomycota; Sordariomycetes; Hypocreales; Hypocreaceae.